Molecule: messenger RNA, 829 nt
Organism: Synchiropus splendidus (mandarinfish)
Lineage: Eukaryota; Metazoa; Chordata; Actinopteri; Syngnathiformes; Callionymidae
Product: histone H2A-like
Exons: 1
Coding region: 13-396 (127 amino acids)
Cellular component (GO): nucleosome
Molecular function (GO): protein heterodimerization activity; structural constituent of chromatin; DNA binding
Source: RefSeq, a predicted model, not a curated record
AAGACAUUCAACAUGAGUGGACGUGGGAAAUCUGGGAAAGCCCGCGCUAAGGCCAAGACUCGCUCCUCCCGGGCUGGGCUCCAGUUCCCUGUCGGCAGAGUCCACAGGCUGCUGAGGAAGGGCUACUACGCCGAGCGAAUCGGCGCCGGGGCUCCGGUCUACCUGGCCGCUGUGCUCGAGUAUCUGACCGCUGAGAUCCUGGAGCUGGCCGGAAACGCCGCCCGCGACAACAAGAAGACGAGGAUCAUCCCCCGCCACCUGCAGCUGGCUGUCCGCAACGACGAGGAGCUCAACAAGCUGCUGGGCAGAGUCACCAUCGCGCAGGGCGGAGUGCUGCCCAACAUCCAGGCGGUGCUGCUGCCCAAGAAGUCCGAGAAGCCCGGCAAGGCAAAGUAAAGGAGAUCUGCCGACUUUUCACGCCAACGGCUCUUUUCAGAGCCACCCACCUCCAACUACAGAGCCUUCCUGAAUUAGAGAUUAAUGUGAACCAUGUUCAAUUGAAGUUUCUGAAACGGAAGCGUUCAUUGUUCUCCUUAUUUUUUCUCACUAUAGUGGGGCCGUUUUUAAUCACCGUGACGUCUUUGAAGUGAUCGGAAACGCGGCCACUGUGGCUUCACCACGCAAACACUAGGAGGCGCUAGCGCUCUGCUCUUAUCUGCUUAUUUUAACUUUUUCUAAUUCAUUUUCAUGAAGUGACAGAAUAAACAGAAGUUAGUUUCGAGGGCGACAGGCUUGUAGGUGUGAUAAAAUAAAUGGAGUGUUUAGGUUUGUUGUUUUACUACAUACACUACAUAUGUGCUUUUGAAAUGGCCUUAAUCGAUGAGGUUUC